Molecule: messenger RNA, 133 nt
Organism: Funneliformis mosseae
Lineage: Eukaryota; Fungi; Glomeromycota; Glomeromycetes; Glomerales; Glomeraceae
Source: the annotation of a GenBank genome assembly
UAAAUCAACAAAAGAAGUUAUUACGAAAAAGGUAGUGAUGUGCUGUGGAAGCACUUUUGGAAGCUUCCAAUUUUAUACCAUUGGGAAGCAUAGAAUUGGAAGCAUAGAAUGCACAUCACUGUUAAAAAGCUGA